Rhincodon typus (whale shark) is the source of this 1645-nucleotide messenger RNA. RefSeq names its product actin-85C-like. The record is from RefSeq and is a predicted model, not a curated record. Bases 397 to 1518 code for a protein of 373 amino acids. NCBI's taxonomy places the organism in Eukaryota, Metazoa, Chordata, Chondrichthyes, Orectolobiformes, Rhincodontidae. The transcript has a single exon.
CUAACUGACGCGGGGCGGAUCAGCGAUGAUUAUUUCCUCAUAAUCCUGGCGGAUUGUCACAAUAGGAUGGGGAGAGACCUCACAGAAACCUCACAGCAAGGUCAAAAACCAUGGGCUGGCCCCGGGAAACCUUCAUUGGCGUCUGAGCAGCGUUUGUAAGAGCACAAGGUGGGCGCUGGGUGUGAGUCUGUGCCUCAGGGUGGGGGAAGUGUGUCUGUGUAUGUAUGUGUGUGUCAGGGGCUGUGCCACAGUGUGUGUUAGAGAAUCUGUGUGUGUGUGUGUGUGUGAGGCUGUGUGUCAGGAGCUGUGUGUGUGUGUGUGUGUGAAGGUGUGAGAGGGGAUCAGUGAGUCUGUGCUGUAUCUAAUUCCACCCCCACCCUCACCCUCUCUGGGACCAUGGGGGAUCUACAGCCUGCCAUCGUUAUCGAUAAUGGCUCGGGCCUGAUCAAGGCAGGUAUCUCUGGGGACAAGGAGCCCCGCUCCAUCUUCACCAACGUGGUUGGCAAACCCAGGCAGAAAGCUCUGAUCAUUGGGGCUGGCCAGAAAGACUUUUACAUUGGGGAGGAAGCUCAGGCCAAGAGAGGGGUGCUGAGCAUCAAGUACCCAGUGGAGCAUGGCAUCGUCACCUCCUGGGAGGACAUGGACAAAGUCUGGAGGUAUGUCUAUGACAACGACCUGAAGAUCAAGGCGAACGAGAGGCCGGCACUGCUGACUGAGGCACCCCUCAACCCACUGGCAAACCGCGAGAAGAUGUGCCAGAUGCUGUUUGAGGCGUUUGAGCUGCCUGCCAUGUACGUUGCCAUCCAGGCAGUACUCGCUCUGUACGCCUCAGGCAGGACCACAGGCUGUGUGAUGGACAGUGGCGAUGGAGUGAGCCACACGGUGCCCAUCUAUGAGGGUUACUGCCUGCCCCACGCUGUCCUGAGGUUGGAGCUGGGUGGCAGGGACCUGACCGAAUACCUGGUGAGGAUCUUGACUGAGAGUGGGGUGUCGUUUGUCAGCACAGCUGAGAAGGAGAUUGUCAGGGACAUCAAAGAGAAACUCUGCUAUGUGGCAGUGGAUGUACAGGCCGAGAUGUGUAAGAAGCCGGCCGAUGUGGAGAAAGACUACAAAUUGCCCGAUGGCCAGGUCAUCAAGAUCCAGAACCAGAGGUUCCGCUGCCCCGAGACCCUGUUUGUGCCAGCCAACAUUGGCAUUGAGGCACCUGGCAUCGACAAACUCUGUUUCAACACCAUCAUGAAAUGUGACAUUGACCUCCGCAGGGACCUAUAUGCCAAUGUUAUCCUAGCCGGAGGCUCCAGCCUCUUCCCAGGCAUGGACGAAAGGAUGCUCAAGGAGAUGACCAAGAUGGUACCCACGGGCACUCCGGUCAAAGUCUGUGCCCCUGCCGACAGGAAGUACUCAGUCUGGAUGGGGGGCUCGAUACUGUCGUCGUUGUCCGCCUUCCAGCAGAUGUGGGUGCUGGCCUCCGAGUACAAGGAAGUAGGGGCCAACAUUGUGCACAGAAAGUGUUUCUGAACCAGUGCCCAGCACCGCCUCCAACCCGAGCCUCCCCCCAUCCAAACAAAUCUAAUCAAAACUGCUGUAUUUUAAAAAGAAAAAAAAAAUACUGAAAGAAUAAAAGUGCAGAAUGAACUUUGACAAA